GUGCGUGUGGGGCGCGGCGGGGACGGGCGGGUGCGACCGACGGGCCGUGCCGGGGCCCCGCUGCCCUGCCCGGCAUGGGGCGACCCCUGCCCGGCACGGGCCCGGGGAUGGUACCCGCAGCCCCGCCCGUAGCGCCCCGAGGGAGCCGCAGGAGCCCGGCCAGAGGCAGCAGGAUUGUGACUUAUACUUACACAGUCAGCAACUGGAACAAUGCCAGAUUCUGAAAGUAAAUUGGUGUCUUCACAUGAGGUUGUUGUAAAUCGUACUUCAGACUUGAGUGAAAUGAAAAUUCCAGCUGAAAAAAGAUCUGCUGAAAAAAGAACAGUGACUCACGUUGAGAAGAAUGGCUAUCCUGAUUCCAUAUACAUAAAUGCAGCUAAGAUUUUUCAAGGCAUUCAUACUGAAAAGAGUAAGGAUAGAAUGCUUGUGCAGUAUGGCGAUAACUCAGAAUCUCCCAUGAUGGCUUUUAAAGAUGAGCAUUCCAGGCGUGUAUCUUAUGAACUGGCUUUCAAUGCUCUAAAAUAUCAAGAUCUUCUUGAACAAAUCUUGUUAGAUAGUAGUGCUUACCCAUGCUACUCAAUACCAGAUGAGUUAACCAGCUUGCUUGUUGUGAUGCUUUAUGACCUACAAGACCGAAAGUUUCAAGAACGAAAGAUUUUUGAUGAAGAUGAACUUGUAGCAGAAGUUCAGGAAGUAGGGCAAUAUUUAUACAGUUAUAGAACCAAAUUGGCAGCUGCACUAGCACGAUGUCGCAUCAAACAUGAUGCUCUUUCAAUUGAAUACUUUGUACCAGAAACCAUAUGGAAGCAGGAACAAAGGGCCUCUGCUUUACCUGUCUGUGUUUGGAUAAACACAUUUAAAAUCAGCCUUGAAGAUGUUAUCAAAGAUUUGGAGAUGAAGGGACUCACAAAGGUUGAAUCUGUGUCAGACUUUGACCAUUACACGUUUGCUGUGGACCAACAUUGCCACGAUGUAUUGGUUUUUCCUUCCUCUCUUAGAGAAGAACUGCUUAAUUUAGAUCUUUUUGCAGAUUGCAAACUCUUACUGCAGGAUAAGUCUCGCAGCCUCGCUGUACACUCCGCACAGGCGCUGUUGAGUGAAGGUGGUGACAUUAUAGUGGCUCACGUAGGUUCCCAUCUGACCAUUGCCCAUAUGUCAGUGCUGACAAAUCACAGCAUGUCCACAAUUUUUGUUUGUGGUGUGAAAUCUUCAGCAAGAGAAGAACUGAGGAACAGUUUCAGUCAUAUGGGAUGUGAAAAUAUUCAGUUGUUACAUGAAGACUUUACUGAGCUUGAACCAACAGACCGAAGACUUCAAAAGGCAAAAGUUAUUUUGCUGCUACCACAAUGCUCUGGACUGGGUGUUGGCAAUCCAAUGGAGUUUAUUUUAAGUGAGAACAGAGAUGCAGGAUUGCUACAAGACCUUUUCCAGGGAUUUGUGUCUGAGGAUAAACUCAGUAUUCUUGCUGAGAGGCAGCUUAACGAGUUGAUUCAUGCACUGAAAUUUAACAAAGUACAAGCUAUUGUUUACUGCACUUGUUCAGUUUAUCCAGAAGAAAAUGAACUAGUAGUGAAAAAAGCACUGGAAUCUGGAGUGGAGGGAGAUAAAGCACGACGAUAUAGGCUUAUUCCUUCUGUUUUUUCUACUUGCUCCAAUUCAGAGGCUUCCACUGAAAUGUUUUUCAAAAUGGAGCCAUCAGAAAUUUCCAGUGGUUGUUUUCUAGCUGUUCUACAGAGAGAGAAAAAUACUUCUAAAAAGGUGUCUGCUAAAGACAUUUUGGCUUCUGCUGCAGCAAAAGGACUACUAGAUGGCAUUGUUGAAGAAAAACCAAAAGAAGAGGUGAAAAAGCAGAAAGUAAAACGACGUCGACGUAAGGUUACUGCUAGUGAUAGUAAGCCAAAAGCUGCAAAGCUCCUUCACCGCCAAACUGGAGCUAAUGUUAAGGCUGAAGUUUCUGUGUCUAAAGCAGCCAGUAAGAUACAAGAAAAGCAUGUGUGUGUGUGCCGAAAAAAACCAGCCAGUAACAUACAAGAAAAACAUGUGUGCCACACAAAAGCAGCCAGUAGCAUACAAGAAAAGCGAAAAAAAGCAGCCAGUAACACACCACAGAGGACUGUGCACCGAAAAAAAGCAGUUAGUAACACACCACAGAAGACUGCACACUGAAAAAAAGUAGUCAGUAACAUAUCACAGAAGAAUGUGCACCAGAAAAAAGUAGUCAGUAACAUACAACAAAAAAACGUGCACCAAACAAAAGCAGUCAGUAACAUAUCUGUGCCUAAAGCAGUCAGUAACAUACAGCAAAAAAAUGUGCCCCAAACAGAGAGCUGUGUUCAGCUGAAGAAAUCUGUGAACCCUGAUUCACACACAGCCCUGUGGAAAGUGCUGGAGCACACAUCUCAUCUGUCACCUCUGGGCAAGGCGUAUAAGAGACAGACACCUGCUCGAAAGGCAUGUGCAGAACAGAACAGGGUUUACUGAAGCCCCCAACCAUCACCUUGCCUCCACUGGUAACACCAUAUGAAAGGUUGUAAGGAAACAAACCCAGGGUAUCAACUUACCAUUGCUUUCAUGGCCAGACUAGAGCACAGUGGUUGGAUAUUUCCACUACCCCGGUCAAAAAUGGUCAAGCCAACUUGGCUGUAUGAACCUUCAGACUCUGCCCUCCCUUUGUAAAGAAGGUAAAGAUUCCUGUAUAUUAAUCAAUACUCUGACAUUACAGUAUAUUUUUAUGCAAGGAUAAUCUGGCCUUGGGAAAAGAUAUAUUAUGGGCUAUUUAUGUAGAAAUAUCCAUGUUAGAUAGUAACUUUUAAUCCAAUAAUCACACUUUAAUGUGAAUGGAGCUCAGCUGCCUAAGGCUGAUAGACUGGUGGGGGCAGUGAGGUCAAAAAACUACAGCCUCUAGCUACACACUUUAAAGUGACAAGUUAAAUCAUACACCCAACCCCCCACCAUGAUCUAAAUCUGUACAAGUGAUCAGUUUCAAAUUGAUGUUUUUAAAGUGAGAUUGAAUUUUUUGAAGUGGCUUUUUUUUUACAAAUGCUAGAUACCAUUUUUGUGAGUUUCCACUUAGGACUGAUGCAUGGAAAAUAAGCCUUGCAGAGUAAGCCUGUUAGCUCACUUUUAUUUCUAAAACUAGAUGUGAACUUUUGUACAGGAAAGUGGCCAAGUACAUUUAAGCCCCUGCAUAGACUUUCUAGUACUUGCUCUCUUGGUUUCUACUUAAGUGUUCAUUGAAAUAUUAUUAACUGUGAAAAAUUGAUAAAACAUUCUCAUGCUAAAAACACUGAAUUGUCAUAAUGUCACAUCAGACUGUCAUGGUUCAUAACUGCUUUUUAUCAAUUUCUUAACAUAAACAGUUCUUAGUUGAAAAGAGCUGCUACUGUCAAAGUAACAUUUUUAUAAAUGUUACUGCAAGUCAGCUGAAUAAUGACUGGACAAAAAGUAGUUGACUGUCUUUGGAAACAGCCGUGGGCUUCUAAGCUGCUCCCUCUUGCUAGCAAAGACAAAAUAAAAUAACUGUAAAAUAUCUACGAUUGUCUUAUAAUCUGAGGAGAGGAUAAAGGGAGGCACAGAGAUACUUUUAACAACAAAUCUGAUUUGUAUUUGGAACUUGUGAAAAUGAAAUAGAGAGAGCACAGCAAUAUAGAAAGGCAAAGGUAGCUGUGGCCCAGAAGAGAAAUUUUCCUCCAGGCAACCAUUUCAGAUACUUGGGAAGAGUGUUGCUAGGAGUAGACCAAUGUAGUCUGGAACUUAACUGAUUUGACAUACGGGUCUGCAUUGAGACCCACCCAGAGAAAAUGUUAUAACAUCUCUAUUUUUUCUUCACUCACAUCAGUCAGUGUCACUGGAUCAGCAGUACCUUUUAAAGAAAGGAUGUAAAUGAUAUUACACCAGCAGUGUAGACAGCUGGCUCUUGUUCAUCAGAUAAAUAUCCUUGCUUCACUGAAUCAGUGAAAAUUUCUUUUAGCAUUUUAAUCUGAGCCAGCUGUCCUACACAGACAUCCCUCACCUUCUGCAUAUCCCUGUGAGCAAUCCAUGCUCCUUACCCCUUCCAGUGACAUGGUGAAUUCUGCUCUUACUUCUGAAGAAACUUGUAAGGAUAGAUUUAGAUCUGUACACAUGCCAUGUGUAGAAGUGGAAAAAAAGAAAUUCUUAUUGUAUUUCAAAACCAUUUAGGAGGAGAAGAGAUUCUGCAUGUUGGACACUAAGGAGAUUUUUUUUUUCCCAAUAUAGUUGUUAAAUGCUUAAAAUAAACUUAAGAGCUUCUGCAGUUAA
This is a messenger RNA of Corvus hawaiiensis (hawaiian crow), 4278 nucleotides long. It is a transcript of the gene NSUN7, whose product is annotated as NOP2/Sun RNA methyltransferase family member 7. The record is from RefSeq and is a predicted model, not a curated record. The transcript is spliced from 12 exons. The coding region runs from base 211 to 2166 and encodes 651 amino acids. Lineage: Eukaryota; Metazoa; Chordata; Aves; Passeriformes; Corvidae. Gene Ontology annotation, molecular function: methyltransferase activity.